GGCACCUCGACGGGUGAUCUUCAUCUGCUUAAUUUUCAGACAAAACAUAACCACCCUACCUGGUCUCUGGCGGUUGCGAAACCCAACACUUUGUGAUCACAAGGAAGCUGUUACUCCGGCUGUCCUGCAAUGUCUCAACGCUGAACCCACCCCAAACCGUCGCCCAGCAAACAGCAGCUUGUCGCUCAUCGACCUCAUCGACUAACAAAGACGGCCGCCGAGUCCUGAAAUGCAAUCCAUGUCUAUCUCGACGACGGCCUUUGGCACAACCCUCCCUCGAACCUUGCUCGACACCACCCUCCCCGCCGACCCCGACUCUGCCGCGCGUCUCUAGAGCGGCCAACAACUGCAAAUGCCACUCCCCAAAUACUCCUGUGACGAUGACGCGUGUUCCGCCGCCCCGCCAGCCUCGACCACCACCUGGGUCGGCAUGAUCCUGUCGCUCACCCCCUUCAUCCUGACCUUCUUCGCCGUCUCCACCGCCGUCUCCAAGAAGCUCAUCCCCCGGCUGUCCCGUAUAUCCGCGGCCCGCGACGGCGAGGACCACCUCCUCCCGGCGAGCGCACCGCCCUCCCUGCAGCAGGUCCACUCGGAGCACGGCUCCAAGUCACUGCGGAGGCGGCUGGCCGCCGCCACCGUCGCCGCCACCAUCGGGUUGGCCACCGUGCUGGGCGAGCUGAUCCUGGCCGAGAUCUCCGACGUCGUGAGCGCGGCUGCGAGGGACGCCGCCCUCAGGCUCGUCGUCCCCACCCUGCUGCUCUUCCUCGUCGGCGUCAUCCCCUUCCUCGAGAUCCAGAGCGUCCUGGCCGGAUCCGGGCUGUGUAGCUUUCAGCGCACCGCCAAGGGGAGGUUUCCCCGCUGGGCUUGGACCCUGCAAGGCUUCGGCUUCGGGCUGUGGCUGUUCGUAUUCUGGAGUAUUGGCAAGGCCGUCCCCGCGGGCCAUGCGGGCGACGAGGGCUUUAUCUACUCGAGGAGUGCGAGACACAAGGGCGGCUUCGAUGCGACGGGCAUGACCCUGGGGCUAAGGUGGAAAGAUGGCGCCAGCCUGCCCUGGACAGUAGACACUAUUGCGCGGGCGUGCCUGGAGCGCAUCGGUAUUAUUGGUAUAUCGCUUAUGGCGCUGCUCUCGGGGUUCGCGAGUGUGUCGAGCCCAUACUCGAUGUUGGCGGAUAGCACCUCAAGGAGAAAGAGACCCAUCACCGACGCGGACAUUGCGAGGAAGCUCGCCGGGCUGGAGGCCACGGGAGAGCUGCUGGUUACCAAGCGACACAGGUUGCGGUCGUUGCAGAGGAAACAGGCCGCAACAACAGAUUCUAACGCCAACGCGGGCUCUUCUGGCGUCAUGGGCAAGAUUGUGGGGUCGCUCAAGGGCAUCGGCGGCGGGGGCGACGCAGCAGAAAUCAAGGCCCUGCAGAUGGAGAUAUCGGGGCUGGAGACCAUGGAAUCAAAUCUUUCUUCGGCGCUCUCGGCCCUCCGAAGCAAACAGGCCGCCCAGGCGCGUGCGGGCACCGCAUGGGGCCGGUUGCUUACCAUCCCGGCCUACAUAUUCAGCAUCUACUGCGUCUACCGAAUCCUCGCUACUUCCCUGACCUCGUUCCGCCGGCUCUACUACCCAGCGUCGGCGAGUUUCAGCUCCUCGGACCCCAUCAACCGUUUCCUCGGCCUGCUCGCGAAGCACUGGGACCCGAAGCUCGAUCAGAUGGCCUGGGCGCGGCAGAUCUCCUUCCUCCUGUCGGGGGUGAUCCUGAUCGCGAGCGCCAACGCCGUCGUCCAGACCUUCCACAUCUUCGCCAAGUGGGCACCCGGGCUGCUCCAGCAGGCCCAGGCGAACCUGGCGCUCCUGAUCGGGCAGACCAGCGCGACCUACGUUAUCAGCGCCGGCCUGCUCCUCCGGAGCAACCUGCCCAAGGACAUGGGCAGCGCGGUGGGCCACGCGCUGGAGAGCGCCCUCGAGCCGACGUUUGUCGACCGCUGGUUCGAGGCAUGGUUCUUGCUCUCGAGCCUGGCUACCGCUGUUGGUAUCUGGGUGGGCAGGAGACUACAUGGGCAUAGCGGAAUUGGUGGCGAGUGGGAUGAAUGGGAUGAGUUUGCGGGCGAGGAGAUGGCCCAGAAGAGGUCCUGAUGUUAGAUCGCUCAGCCUCAUGUUAUAACACUUUCUUGCUACCAGACUAUAGAUUAUUUAUUUUUAUUUUUGAUUCUUCUCAA
This is a messenger RNA of Diaporthe batatas, 2205 nucleotides long. RefSeq lists its product as uncharacterized. Bases 353 to 2122 code for a protein of 589 amino acids. NCBI's taxonomy places the organism in Eukaryota, Fungi, Ascomycota, Sordariomycetes, Diaporthales, Diaporthaceae. Gene Ontology annotation, cellular component: membrane. The record is from RefSeq and is a predicted model, not a curated record. The transcript has a single exon.